Messenger RNA from Syzygium oleosum, 1344 nucleotides. Its product is annotated as NAC domain-containing protein 21/22. Gene Ontology annotation, molecular function: DNA binding. NCBI's taxonomy places the organism in Eukaryota, Viridiplantae, Streptophyta, Magnoliopsida, Myrtales, Myrtaceae. The record is from RefSeq and is a predicted model, not a curated record. The transcript is spliced from 3 exons. Gene Ontology annotation, biological process: regulation of DNA-templated transcription. The coding region runs from base 211 to 1062 and encodes 283 amino acids.
GUCGCUCCUCACAUCUGCAACUAUAUAUAAACACGCACAGAUAACAGCUUUCUUCAUGACACCAACACUUGGAAAAGGUUGUCGCAAAGAAGAAUCAAGUUCAGGGUUCUUUUCCUCCCCUCAUCCACCGCCAAAUCCUAAAGAGAAGAGACGAUCUCUCUGUUCCUCUUUCUUGUUGUUGGGCUGAGGCUUUGUGUUUGGGUUCUUGAAAUGGGGCUGAGAGAUAUUGGGGCAACGCUGCCUCCUGGGUUCAGGUUUUAUCCGAGCGAUGAAGAGCUGGUGUGCCAUUAUUUGUACAGAAAGGUUGCCAAUGAAGAGGUGCUGAAGGGGAGCUUAGUUGAAGUCGAUUUGCACACCUGCGAGCCAUGGCAACUUCCUGAGGUGGCGAAGCUCAACGCGACCGAGUGGUACUUUUUCAGCUUCCGCGACCGCAAGUACGCCACCGGCUACCGGACCAACCGCGCAACGAUAUCGGGGUACUGGAAAGCCACAGGCAAAGACCGCGUGGUGCACGACCCAAGCACGCGAGAGGUCGUGGGGAUGAGAAAGACAUUGGUGUUUUACCGGAACAGAGCUCCUAAUGGGAUCAAAACCGGUUGGAUCAUGCAUGAAUUUCGCUUGGAGUCCCCACAUAUGCCUCCCAAGGAGGAUUGGGUGUUGUGUAGAGUAUUCCACAAGAGCAAGGAAGAUAACGCCAUCAACACCUUGCUGAGCCCACAUUACACCUUCAAUGAAGCAACAGCUGCAUCAUCACUUCCAUUGGUGAAUUUCGACGCAUCCCAUUAUAAUCCCCCACCGAAUCAAGCCUUCUCUUGUGGGAUGAUGACCUACCCUCAGGUUGCUUCGUUAUCCUCAACGUCAUCGUCUCUCCAUGGCCAUAAGUCCCACUCCACGCUGAAUCUUCUGCAUCAGUCCAAGGGAAUAAGCACCAAGCUCAUCGAUGAUGGUUAUGGAUUCACGUGGGACAUGAACUUCGAAGACAACAGUUUGGUAGGAGAUGCGUUGCCCACUAACUUGGAAGACAUGAGCAUUGAGAUGGAUGGUGGUUCAGUUUUCCUCUAGUUACUAACUGCGUCUUCCAGCACAUUCCUGCAGUCAUGUAUAGAGUCAUAUGGCGUUGUACAUUAUGGCUUUUGGGUCGGGGUGAGACUUUGGGAAAACUAGUGUACUUAGAUCAUUGUAACAAGUUAGAGUCGGGUAGGUUCUGUUUGAUAGUGCUUUGGUUACUUGUGCAUUAUCGUUAUAUAGAUAGGUCUAGAUGAUAGACAUGUCAUGGGAAUUAGCAGAUGCAGUUCCCUAUCUUUUCCAGUUUAAAGUUUGUGAAUGAACUGAUCUGUGGCUUAA